UUGUGUAAAUAAUCUGGAAAGAUCCUUUGUUCAGGUGACGUUAGGCAACGCCAGCCCAAAAUUAUUUUACUGCCUAAGCAGAAGUGUAGCACGCCCUCCGCCCGCCCUCACCAAAGUCAAGGUGCUUACUCCACAAAAGCAGCAACGUUAUUUUGAUAGAGGAGCCUGAGACCCUCCCCUUCCCAACCAUGGGUGGCAGAUGCAAAAUUGUUGUGAAAAAAUGCAACAAUAUGACAUGAAUGAAAUAACCAUACGCUGUCCUUGAAUGACACCAAUCUCCUGUUGCCCGAGAGGGCCAAAUCACUUUACCGAGCUGUAAAAUCGGCCCAGUAUUACAGUACAUGGUUGGAAAGAUGCAUUUGCCAACAUUGCCCAUACAUUGUUUGGGUGCUCAGUCACCCUGAUUCCUUUAUGCAUGUCUCUAUAAGGAAAUCACUCCCUGUGCCAGGGGAAUAACCUCCAUCCUGUGGCUUCUAGAUGUAAAAGUUUAAAGAUGGCAGAAAUACCUUUGUAGUACCUUUGCAGGUCAUAUUUGGCUUGAUCUCCCGUCUAAACCCUGCAACCUAAGGCUGCUGAAACCGCGUCUUGCGUCUUGUCCAAGCAGAGGUGAUCUCUUAGCCCGGUAUUUCCUGCAGCUCUAAUGCAUCCUCAGGCUUUUCUGUUUCCGCAAACAGGCAGAGACUGAGGGGGUUUAGCUAAGGAGGGCUAAACCAUGGAAUAACAUUCAGUCUGAGCUGGGAAAUUGGCCUGAGGCUGCAUUUUCGUGGAAAAGAAGAUAUGCCGGCUGAGGGUUGCCAGGAGAAUUUUUAAUCCACUAUUUACUUUACACCCAAGGAUUAUGAGUCUAAGGGGUGUGGAAAGAAAAGUUACAAUAUUUGCAAUUCAGUAUCCUUACCAGUGUUUUUCCAAAUGCCUUUUUACUUGGGCAGACAACAUUUGUUGUAGAUUGUUACUCUCAAGACCUCCCCCCUGCCUUGCAAUUAUUCCCUGUCAGAUAGUUCACAAUGUAGUCUUGGGCUAAAAGUGCUGGAUAUUCAGCAGUUUUCAGAAGCAAUGUAAAACGGACAAUAGCGGUCCCCACUCCACCCCAAAAUCCAAUAACCUGUAUAUAGAAAUAGCCCCAGCCAGCUAGAGAUCCCUGAUUUUAAAAAUCAAAAACUAAUGUUAUCUGUUAAUGAUGUCCAACCCUUUAGGAGUACAAGAUACGCUUGCAAACCCCAGAGUGCUUCUGGAUAGACAGGGGAAUAGUUGUCAAAUAACAUCUGGAGGACCAUAUGUGGAUGAUCGCAUCCUAAAGAGCAUGUCACCGAGCCUUUUGUGUCCAAGGCCAGCUUUGAGGUUCAGUUUAGGCAGGAUUUGGGUGGCAUGCAUGAUGAUUUUGGUACUUCAUUGCUCAUGUCCAAAAGGCACUUUCUUAUUUCAGAUUAUAGAAUAUCUAAUCAUUCGCCUCCAAUAUGGAAAAAAACGCCAGCCAGUGGGAUGUUCCACCACAGAAGGCGUGCUUGUCCUCUCGGUGGACAUUGAAAAUUCUCUCCAGGAUGUGAAUCAGUCCCACUGUGUCACCAUUAUUUCAUCAAAAGGCGACGCCUGGCAUGAGCUCCUUAGUGAUGAGUUGCGUAAAGAAAUUGAAACCUUGCUGCUGCCUUUACGUCUGAGUAAGACCCAGAGAGGAAGGGGCUGUCCUCAUGAAUGUCCACACAACAUGCCUUUUCAGUUUUCCUUUGAGCUCUGCGAGGCAUCUGAAGUUCUCGAGAGAGAUUGUUUGGCAAUGAAGCAGUUCAUCCACAGGAUCAGUCUUGUAUGCACAAUGAUCAAAUUUCAUUUCUGUGUCAAAGUGAAUGGCUCAGUUUCAGCGGAAACUUACAGCUCAGACAGUAAAGCGAGUAUAUAUCUGCCAGAUGGGAAAAAGCUGCUCACGGACAGAAGUCAUUUUAUGAGGCCACUUUCAAAGGAUCUGGCCUCAUCUUGCGAGAAAAUCCACCCCGUGACAGGCGAGGGCGUGGGUCUCUUUAUUCCCGAGGAAGCAGCCCAAGGAGGCUUCAGCGGGGAGCUAAGGCUCACACCCGUGGCGGCCGUCUGUCCCUGCCGGAAGCCUUUCCCCCACCAGCCAACCCGGAUAACCGCGCUCUCUGUAUUUCUUUAUGACCCAGCCGGCCUGCCUGUUUUUCCCCCCAUAAAAGACACAUCUUGUUCUUUCUUUGAAGACCCUUCCUGCUUCGCCGCCUGGGAAAAAUAUUCCUACCAUGCUACUCGGAUUCCGGAUCCAUAUUGGGAAGAAGGCACAGCUAAACCUGAUGUCAGAUAUGACCUUCACGGCAGCCAUGAACACGAUCCAGAUGCUAUGGAACAGUCGCUGCUCCUCUUCCUCUUCCUUACACACGCUGAUCCAUUUCAGGACAAGCCGACGUAUAAUUUCUGCGACCGGCAAAUCAUCCUAUCCCAUCUCUCCUCUAUUCUCUUGUGCAGCAAGCAGACUGUGAAAGAUGCUCUGCAGGGGGUGAUUUCUGGCCUCUUGGAGCAACACCGCCGAGCAGCCCAAGAGCAGCAGAGAGUGGCCCAUGCGUUGCCCAUCAUGGCAGAGGCCGUUUCCUCCAUAGUUUCAAGCAGUUGCGACAGUGAGUUCAGAAGGAAGUGCCUCCAAAGUUUGCAGGUUUCAGAUACCCAUGAGCUUCAGCUAACCCUCAACGAGAGCUUCAGCAAAGUCAUUCUUCAGCUGUGGAAGCCCAGCAGCACGUGUGACAUUCGAAAGCCGUUGCCUAAAAAUGACAAACCAGGGCAUCUGAGUAUUGAGAAGGACGUGCCUUCCGACCAGCAGACGUCGCCCUCCACCAUCGGUUUAGCAGGACUGGAACAAACAGGGAAUGAAAGCUGUGGAAAAGAAGGACUCUCGUCUAACAGAUCCGAAAUGGGAGGAAUAAGCAGGACCAGGAAGAGGAGGAGCCGAAAACACAGGGAACUUUCUGAGGAGGAUUCAGGAGAUUCGGGGGCCUCUGAAGAGGCCAAGAGAAAGAGAGACGCCGGAACCAGCCCUGAAGCUUUACCGUGUGAAAACCUCGUGGAAACCUCGUGGCAGGACGAUGACUUUUGGGAUCGGGAGGUCUCGAACUUGGCUGAGUGGACACCCUGAGAGGGUCCAGUUGGGAGAAGCAAAUGAAAAAACGUUGCGGGAUUUGGGAUGCCCUAUAAAAAGUGGACAGUCCUCCCCCCCCUCGCUCUCUCCGGCCCCUUUGAUGACCCAGAGGACUCAAGAGAGAGCAGCUCCACAGCUCCGGCCAAUAAAUCCACCCC
Pogona vitticeps (central bearded dragon) is the source of this 3288-nucleotide messenger RNA. NCBI's taxonomy places the organism in Eukaryota, Metazoa, Chordata, Lepidosauria, Squamata, Agamidae. The record is from RefSeq and is a predicted model, not a curated record.